This is a messenger RNA of Lycium barbarum (goji berry), 1140 nucleotides long. RefSeq names its product zinc finger BED domain-containing protein RICESLEEPER 2-like. Bases 1 to 1140 code for a protein of 379 amino acids. Lineage: Eukaryota; Viridiplantae; Streptophyta; Magnoliopsida; Solanales; Solanaceae. The transcript is spliced from 3 exons. Gene Ontology annotation, molecular function: DNA binding. The record is from RefSeq and is a predicted model, not a curated record.
AUGGGUGAUGGGGAAAUUUGGACUUUUGAUCAAGAGGUAUCUCGGAAGGCUUUAGUUGAGAUGUUAAUCCUUGAUGAGCUUCCUUUUCGUUUUGUUGAAAAGGAAGGUUUUAAGAAGUUUAUGAAAAAAACCCAACCUUUAUUCCAAGUUCCCUCCCGUAGAACAUUGACUAGGGAUUGUUAUGUAGUUUUUGGUGAAGAGAGACAAAAAUUUAUAAAGUAUUUGAAAGAAACAUCACCGAGAGUUGUUACUAGUCAUAAGGGUGACGAAAUGGCCCGUUGUAUUAUUAAGUGUUUGCUUGAUUGGAAAUUGGAGAAAAUAAUCACUAUAACUGUAGAUAAUGCUUCUUCUAAUGAUGUCAUGGUGAAAGAGUUACACAAACAAAUGGUUAAUUGGGGAUCUAACAUGAAAUGUGGUAACCAUCUUCACGUGAGAUGUAUGGCUCACAUUUUGAAUCUUAUUGUGCAAGAUGUCAUGAAAGAAGUUGGUCCAUCUAUCAAACGUGUUAGGCAAAUGGUGAAAUAUGUUAGACAAUCUGCCGCAAGGAUUAGAAAAUUUGCAGAAUGUUGUGAACUAAAAAACAUAGACAGUAAGAAGUCAUUAUGUUUAGAUGUUUCGACCCGGUGGAAUUCGACCUACUUGAUGUUGGAUGCCGCACAACAUUUUGAGAGUGCAUUUGAUAGGUUUGAUCUUGAAGAUGGUGGAUUGUCAACUUAUCUUGCUACUCAUGUUUGUAAAGAUGGAAGUAUUGCAGGUUCACUUUAUGUCACUUCUAAUGGCCACUUUGAAGAUAUAGUUGAGCUUCACAAUCAUUUAAGAGAGUGUAUGGAAGAUGAUGAUCUUUUUUUGGCAAAAAUGGGAGAAAAAAUGAUAGAAAAGUUUGUCAAGUAUUGGGGUGCUCCUGAAAAAAUGAAUAAGGUGAUUUUUAUUGCCUCUAUCUUAGAUCCUCGUAACAAACUUGAGUAUGUUGGCGCCGCACUGGAGGAUAUGUUUGGAGAUGAAAAGGGGAGUGAAAUAAAAGAUGAAGUGGUGACUUACAUGAAAUCUAUGUUUGAAGAGUAUGUAGCAAAAUUCUCUAAUGCAUCUCGACGCACAUCUUCUCUCUCUGAUUCAUCUAGCUCUAACACUAGCACAAAAUAA